Molecule: messenger RNA, 1854 nt
Organism: Musca domestica (house fly)
Lineage: Eukaryota; Metazoa; Arthropoda; Insecta; Diptera; Muscidae
Product: pH-sensitive chloride channel 2
Exons: 1
Coding region: 187-1818 (543 amino acids)
Biological process (GO): signal transduction; regulation of membrane potential; nervous system process
Cellular component (GO): membrane; synapse; neuron projection
Molecular function (GO): extracellular ligand-gated monoatomic ion channel activity; chloride channel activity; transmembrane signaling receptor activity
Source: RefSeq, a predicted model, not a curated record
UUAUGUUCUGAUAGGUAUACCCAUAGACGUGGUUGGCUAGUUUGUCAGUUGGUCGCAGACAGUUAAUAAGAAAAAUCACAGCCUCGUAUGAACAGUCAAAUAUUUAACGAUCGCCAACCGCAUAGCGGGUAGAACCAACAACACCUUCAGUGUUAAAUCGUAGUCUAGUCUUAGCGAACAAAAAUUAUGAAUAAAUAUUCGAUUGUGAUAAUUCUUCUGAUAUGUUUCCUCGGAUGGACGGUUGCUGUCGGUUCAAUUAACGUCAACACAGUAACGGGUGUUUUGGCCUCGACAAUCAACUCUACUAUACCCGGCAGGGAGAAUAUUGAAAAGUUACGCGUAUCACUUUCGGGGACAGUCAACAGUGUGCCAGUAAACGAGAGCACGUAUUCGAUUCUGACGGAUUUAAAUGUAACAAGGAGUGCCGACGAAACAUGUCCCUCGCUGGAUGAUGCUGCCCAACUAACACAGACCCAGCUGAUUAAUCGUCUGACAGCAUCCUGUCGCUACGACCGCCUGGAACGACCAAAUGUUAUGGAAAAUGGGAGCAUUGUCGAUGCUCCAUUGGAUGUGUUCGUUCGGGUGUACAUCUAUGUGUUACAGAAUCUGGACUCUAGCGACUUACAAUUCAAGAUGCAUGGCCUGGUGCAGCUGCGUUACAAGGAUCCCCGUUUGGCCUUUGAUGAGUAUGCGCCGAAUAGGAAACAAUCAAUUCUGGGCGAAUCCAAAUUGCGUGAGCUGAUAUGGGUGCCACACAUAUUCCUUGCAAACGAGCAUGAUUCAAGCGUUCUGGGGACCAGUGAAAAAGAUAUACUCACAUCGAUCAAUCCAGACGGUACUGUCAUUACAUCGUCGCGUAUUCAGGCCACGUUGUACUGUUGGAUGAAACUGCAAAAGUUCCCUUUCGAUGAGCAGUAUUGUCCCACGGUUCUGGAAAGCUGGAUGUACAACGCAACUGAAUUGCGUCUGUAUUGGGAGGACAACGCUCCACUAACUUUUGACCCCAAAAUGCACUUAACCGAGUACGCCUUAGAAAAUGCAUGGACAAACGAAACCAUUAUCAAUGCCGACUUGAAUGACUUGCGGCACGGAGCAUUUGCAGGCAAUUACAGCUCACUAAGCUUCACAGUUCAUCUGGUACGAGAGGUGGGCUACUAUGUCAUGGACUACUUUUUGCCCUCGAUAAUGAUUGUUGCCAUAUCCUGGGUAUCUUUCUGGCUGCAAGCUGACCAAACACCAGCUCGCACUACUCUCGGCUGCACCACUCUUCUAUCUUUCAUCACGCUUGCCUCGUCCCAGGAGAACAACUUGCCCAAAGUCAGCUACAUUAAGGUUUCCGAGGUAUGGUUUUUGGGCUGUACCUUCUUCAUAUUCGGCAGUCUGGUAGAGUUUGCCUUUGUUAACACCAUAUGGCGGCGCAAGAAUAGUGUCGAAGUGAAAAAAGUGAAAAGCAAAUACAUUUUGAAAUCUACGUUAACACCUCGCAUGAAACGCCACAAAAUGAUCGACAACGAACGUCAGCAAGCGCGACCACCCUGCGAUCGUUUCCUUUCUGUGGAUACACCUUCGCCGAUCAUUAUAACCGUGGGCGAUGAAACACCCAACAAGUUCACUUCGUCGGAUUCCAUAGCAACCAUAACGUCAAGUGUGGACGACAAUUUCUCGGAUCCUGAUAACAAACGUACUGAAAAUCACUCCUGGACAACAAUGACGCCACACGAAGUCUCUCUGUGGAUAGAUCGCAAAGCCCGCUUCUUAUUCCCUGUGGCAUUUAUCAUUUUCAAUGCAUUCUAUUGGACAUUUGUGUAUUGUUUGUGACAAUAAAUUAUGCAUGUAUAUGGUCAAAUUCAAAAA